GACAAUAUGAUAGUAUCUAUAUGUGGGCCCGCAGCUGCACCUCGUUAGCCGAGCGAAUAAGCGACGGACUUUGGAGUCUUCGCUGGCAAUAACACCGUGCUUAGGAAGGCAACGCGGAUCAGCCUCUAACACGCGGCGGCAGCGAAGAGGACGCUGCGCCCAUUCUCCUUCCUUGCUUUCUCUCUCUUUCCCUCUUCCUCCGCGGUGGUGAGAGAGAGCGGGAAAUUGGUCCGUAGGCGGGGUGAGAUCCUCACGGCGUUCGAUCUGGACGGCGGCGGGCGAAGAUGUUGGACAUACAGAAGCGGCGCGUGCGGCUGAUGCUCCUCAUCAUGGGCGUCCUCGUUCUCAGCAUGACUGCUGAGAAGUUCAGGGAACUUGUUGGAAAGGAGGCUUCAUCAAAGAGUGGUCAGUUCACAUUCAUGAACUGCUUUGACAUGGGUUCUGGCAGCCUUGCAUGCUCAGUGAAGGAGGGUGUCAAGUUGUAUGUCAAUAACCUUCGAACGGCACACCUGGAAAGGGUGCGGCAACAUGCCCUGGAGAGAGCAUUAGCCGAUGCCAUGACAGAAGGCCUAACACCUGCGGAAGCAGCCAAGCAAGCUCACAAGGUCAGUACAAAAGCAGCAAAAGUGGCUGCUCGUCAAGCCAAUCGGAUACUGGGGCCAAUAAUUUCUUCUGGUUGGGACUUCUUUGAAGCAAUGUACUUUGGUGGAAGCAUGACAGAAGGUUUUCUCCGGGGCAGUGGCACCUUGUUUGGAACUUAUGCGGGUGGUUUCCACGGUGAGGAGAGGUUUGGAAAACUGGGAUACCUCGUGGGAAGCCAACUAGGAAGCUGGGGUGGGGGAAGAAUUGGACUGAUGAUUUAUGAUAUCAUAAGUGGCCUGAAACAUAUGCUUCAAUCUAUGCAAUCUCAGAACGAAUCAUCAUAUGCUUCAGAAGAUGGUUCAGAAUACAUAGAUAGUUAUACAAGCCGUGAAAGGGAGGAGUCAACUUACUAUGAAACAUUGGAGGAGAAACAGGAAGAAUCAAAAUGGUUCGGUUUGUUUUGAAACUGCAAAUCGCAGUGCGCUGUGUUAUACAGGAGCACGGAACACAAUUAAAUUGUUUUGUCAUACUUGGCUGAAUGUUUAGCAUCAUUUUGUACGGUUACAGAGUAGGUAUAAUUCUUCUUUGUAAUUCGUGUUUUGGCUAUUGUAUAUAUAGAAACGUGUGCAUGCAACUCUUGAUAUUUUGCAGAAGAGUAAAAUGCAGUGGGGGUGUUUAAACUAGUUGACAUGUUCUGUUCA
This is a messenger RNA of Panicum virgatum (switchgrass), 1283 nucleotides long. RefSeq lists its product as uncharacterized. The coding region runs from base 285 to 1046 and encodes 253 amino acids. The transcript is spliced from 2 exons. The record is from RefSeq and is a predicted model, not a curated record. NCBI's taxonomy places the organism in Eukaryota, Viridiplantae, Streptophyta, Magnoliopsida, Poales, Poaceae.